Molecule: messenger RNA, 803 nt
Organism: Capsella rubella
Lineage: Eukaryota; Viridiplantae; Streptophyta; Magnoliopsida; Brassicales; Brassicaceae
Product: NADPH:quinone oxidoreductase
Exons: 3
Coding region: 54-647 (197 amino acids)
Cellular component (GO): cytosol
Molecular function (GO): oxidoreductase activity; FMN binding
Source: RefSeq, a predicted model, not a curated record
UCUCCCAUCAUUAUUCAUCGGUCAACACUUUCUCAAACGCUAAUCUAAAACAAAUGGAAGAAGUAAUGGAGGAGAUAAAGCCAUUGAUCAGAGUUGCUGCUCUCUCCGGUUCUAUCCGGAAACACUCUUUCUCUACUGGUCUCCUCCGCGCCGCGAUCGAUUUGUCGAAAGAAUCGGUUCGGGGAAUGGAAGUUGAGUAUGUAGACAUAUCUUUGUUACCGUUGCUUAACACCGAUCUUGAAAUCGACGGUACUUAUCCUCCGGUUGUUGAAGCUUUCCGGCAGAAGAUUCUUGAAGCUGACUGUAUCUUGUUUUCUUGUCCUGAGUAUAAUUACUCUGUCUCAGCUCCACUCAAGAACGCUCUUGAUUGGGCAUCAAGAGCACCUAAUGUUUGGGCAACCAAACCCGCUGCGGUUAUAAGCACUGGUGGCGAUUGCGGUGGAGGAAGGUCGCAAUAUCAUCUUCGACAAAUCGGGGUGUUUCUUGAUCUUCAUUUCAUCAACAAACCCGAGUUUACUCUCAAUGCGUUUCAGCCGCCUCAGAAAUUCGACGAGGAAGGAAACUUAGUCGAUGAAGUGGCUAAGGAGAGGUUGAAACGAGUUCUUGUCUCGUUACAAGCAUUUACACUUCGACUUCAAGGUAAGUAAGUUUUAAGUGAGUCAAAAGCUUUGAUCAUGUGUGAGAGAUUGGUCGUGUUAUGAAUGAUAAUGCCAAUUGUUGUAAUAAUAAACCGUGUGUAUCAUUUUUCGUGUAACACUUUCCAUUUCUCAUUAAUAAUUGUUCAUGAUGUAUGUGUAUUUUUA